GGUCUCACGGAUUUUCCGAUGGAAGUCAGAGCGCCAGAACGCGCAGCGAAUCGCAGAGCGAGAGCGACGACAAUGACAUGAUCGGACCAGCCCCUUUAUCUGCAAAGGUAAAUAAGGGAGACCAUACGGAAGCGAUCAGAUCUUUCCGCGAGCGAGAGGAGAGAAUGCGGCAAGCGCGAGAGCAGAAGAAGCAAGAGCACGAGAGCAGACCAGCCGUCCAGAAUGGAUGCUACAGCUACCAAAGCGCACCAGCGUUCAAGACCUGGUAGGCGACCCACUAAAACUCAAGUCACGGGGUUUCUCUCAGAACAAUCGGGUGCAAGCGCGGUCGGGCAUCAGCAGUGCUACAGGACCAGCCCAGGACUCGAAUCUCUGGACGGAGACUCCGCAGCAGCGGACAGAGAGGCUCCAUCGAGAGGCUCAGGGCAGCGUUCAGGGGGCUCAGCCCACUCUCGGCGUCGAGGCUUCGUGGGAAGUGAAGCUGCGCAAUUCCAGGGAGCAUCAGAGGGCAGAAGCGAUCGAGCGAGAUCCAUCACGUUCCCAAACGCUCCUCGAGAUUCACCGGCAAAAACGAAGAGACGAAUAUUCCUCCCAGAACAGAGAGCGUCAGCGUGAUCGCUCUCAUCGUCACUCUUCAUCCUCCUCCCGCGAUCGCGACAAGCGACGUGUGCACGACAGCAAUAAAGAUGAGCAGCCUGACCGAGAAAAAAGGCUCACGAAAGACUCUUCGCACAGAGAGAAGCGCGGGCGGGAGGAUGAAUCUGACGUCUCGGGUAAACUCGGACAUGAAGCCGGGGAUGAGGCGCGGAGACACAAACGCAAGCACCGCUCACGUAAGGAUCCAAUUGGGGACGACGAUGGGGAGGAAAGAUCCCGCAAGAGGUCUUCAAGGAGGUGUUCCAAGGCGAUCGACUAUUCUUCCCGCAAAGACGAAACGGUGUCUUCUCAUGAUCGACCUGGCUCGAGCAGUGCGACCACCGUCGGCUCUUGGGAUUGGGAGAAAGCAAUGAGUAUCGGGGGAAGGCUCGUGGAUGAGAGGGCCAGGAAGAAGACUAUUCAACAGGCUGCAGGGUUAUCAGAUCGAUUUGGUCGAGGCUCAUCAUCAUUCUUGUAACAUACAUCAUCUGCUUCUCCCGGUCUCUGCGGAUGACGACAGGAAGGCUAGUCCUUUGCGAGCAGGGUGGUGUGCCAUUGGCAAUCUAUGCAACCGUGGCUGGUGUCUUCGCGCUCCAUGCGCCCUGAGGUCUGAACUCUUGGCGCGGAGCUCGUCCGGGCGGUCCAGGACGAGUAGCGCUCGGUUGUAAGCCUUGAGUGCCGGCCGGGAGCGGCUUCGCCUUGAUAUUCAAUAGAGCCUCGUGCAUACGAGUACCGUUCCGCAGGAACCAAUCACCAUACCUGCGUCCAACUUUGACCUCAGCCACGUUAAUCAUGUUCUGGUGC
Messenger RNA from Tilletiaria anomala UBC 951, 1440 nucleotides. RefSeq lists its product as uncharacterized. The transcript is spliced from 2 exons. The coding region runs from base 227 to 1114 and encodes 295 amino acids. The record is from RefSeq and is a predicted model, not a curated record. Lineage: Eukaryota; Fungi; Basidiomycota; Exobasidiomycetes; Georgefischeriales; Tilletiariaceae.